CACCUCCGUUCCAUUUACAAUCCAGCACAAUGGCCGGCGCUUUCACUACCACUCUCUACCGGAGUCUGUUCCAGCGCAAUGCUGUCUACUUGACUGCCAUCUUCACCAGUGCCUUUGCUUUCGAGCUGGCUUACGACACCGCUUCCAACCGCGUCUGGGACGCUUUCAACCAAGGCCGUCAAUGGAAGGACAUCAAGCACCGCUACAUCAACCAGGCCGACGACGAGGAUGACGAGUAAAUAUGACGAUCCUACCGAGUGUUUUGUGCCGCAAUUGUGAGGUGGUGGUGGUGGUGGUGGGAUAGACCAAGUGCUGGAGGGUAGAGAUAUCCAUUCCCAUGUUAUUUUACCGAGAUCGGAGGAAAGGGGAAUUGGGAUCCUCCACGGUGUUUGUUUCUUGUACGAGAUAGUCCUUUUUUAUUUCUGGAAGAAUGAGCUGUACUAUUGCGUGCAUUUCUCUUAAGAAUUCGCUGAGAAGAGAGGUAUCGGAUUAUCGAAAGGGAGACUGCGGUCAAGUCGCGCCAAGCCGCAUUUGGUCUGUAGAUUCAACACGAUGUCAUGCUUUUCCCCUCCUUCCUCCGGACACAACGCAUUCUCACCAAAAACGCCUCUCUCACUUUCUUUUGUUCUUUCUUUAGCUUCUACUCUUUGCCUGUUGUGAAUCUGGACCCGGAAGAUCAUAUCCUAGCAGACGUUGAAUUAAAGUCUCAAUAAGUCGUU
Aspergillus uvarum CBS 121591 is the source of this 719-nucleotide messenger RNA. RefSeq names its product cytochrome b-c1 complex subunit 9. The record is from RefSeq and is a predicted model, not a curated record. Bases 30 to 239 code for a protein of 69 amino acids. Gene Ontology annotation, biological process: mitochondrial electron transport, ubiquinol to cytochrome c. Lineage: Eukaryota; Fungi; Ascomycota; Eurotiomycetes; Eurotiales; Aspergillaceae. The transcript has 5 exons.